This is a messenger RNA of Biomphalaria glabrata, 1316 nucleotides long. RefSeq names its product SUMO-activating enzyme subunit 1-like. Gene Ontology annotation, cellular component: cytoplasm; SUMO activating enzyme complex. The transcript has 9 exons. Gene Ontology annotation, biological process: protein sumoylation. The coding region runs from base 64 to 1083 and encodes 339 amino acids. The record is from RefSeq and is a predicted model, not a curated record. NCBI's taxonomy places the organism in Eukaryota, Metazoa, Mollusca, Gastropoda, Planorbidae. Gene Ontology annotation, molecular function: SUMO activating enzyme activity.
UUUUAAAUAAUCUUCGAAACAAAAAGAUUUACACUCGAGCGCUUUUUAAAAGAAAAAGCUAAAAUGGAUUCACAAUCGUCGAUGGAUCUCAUAACUGAGGAUGAAGCAGAAUUAUAUGACAGACAAAUACGUCUUUGGGGUCUGGAUGCACAGAGAAGGUUAAGAGCUGCCAGUGUUCUUCUAAUUGGAUUGAAAGGUUUAGGAGCAGAAGUUGCCAAAAAUAUUAUUCUUUCUGGAAUUAAAGCUAUAACAUUAAUGGAUCAUAAUCCAGUGGAUGAAGAAGACCAGAUGUCUCAGUUCUUUGUGUCUACUGUAGCACCAGGACAAAAUAGAGCAGAAGCUAGCGCAAGCAAUGCACAACUGUUAAACCCAAUGGUGACAGUUACCACAGAUACAAACAACCCCGCUGGAAAGGAUGACAAUUUCUUUAAAGAGUUUGAUGUCAUCUGUGCGACUUGUUGCCCACCCUCUUUGCUCUGCCGUCUAGAUAAGCUCUGCUUUGAAAAUAACAUUAAAUUCUUUGCUGGUGACGUGUACGGAUAUUAUGGUUUCACUUUCUCUGACCUGGGAACUCAUGAAUAUUUACACGAAGAGGUGAAGGUUUUGAAACCCAAGGAAGGUGAAGGACAGUCAAAGACAACAGAAAAAACAAUAACAUCAAAAGAGAAAAUUGUCUUCACCCGACUUGAAGAUGAAUUACAGUUUGACUGGACAGCUGAUACACCUGCCAUGCAGAAGAAAAUACGUCAGACACCAUCCACAUUUUUCAUUACCAGAGUUUACCAAGAGUUUUUAGAAGUGCAUGGUCGACGCCCUUGUAUCUCAUCUCUUGAAGCUGACACUAAAGAAUUACAAAAUAUACGCCUACAGCUUUUAAAUAAAUUAGGUGUUCCUGCCAAAGUUAUUCCAGAAGACUUUUACAAGUAUGGUUUUGGUGAACUGAGUCCAGUUUGUGCAAUAGUUGGUGGUAUCCUUGGUCAAGAAAUCAUUAAGGCUGUUUCACAAAAAGAUGCUCCCCUGAACAAUUUCUUUUUUUACAACGGAGUGACAGAUGAUGGCUUGGUGGAUAAAAUUACAUUAUAACCUUUAAUGUUGAUCAUUAUUACAAAAGUACAUGUUGUCUGUUUUGUUGACAUUUCUUGAGCAUUCGUAACUGGCUUAAAAUCAUUUAUUUUUUUUGUAUCAUUUUGUUUUUAUACAACCAUCAUGUUAGUAUAUGAAAAAAACAAUUUUACAAAUUUAUGUACCUACACUAGUACCUCCAUUUUUUUGGUUUAUUGAUAAGUUGGUAUUAAAAAUAUUUUUCUCCAAAAAAA